AUGACCACUCUUGCUCCUGCGACCCUUUCCGUCCUUCUUCUGUGGACCUUGCCUGGGCAGGUCCUCCUCAGGGAGGCCUUGGGAAAAGAAGAAGUCAAAUCUGAGACAAAGGUGGUUUCCCAGCCCAUGUCCCCCUCUGAUUUCCUGGACAAGCUUAUGGGGCGAACAUCUGGAUAUGAUGCCAGGAUUCGACCCAAUUUUAAAGGCCCACCCGUGAACGUGACCUGCAACAUCUUCAUCAACAGUUUCGGCUCCGUCACCGAGACCACUAUGGACUAUCGAGUGAAUGUCUUCUUGCGGCAGCAAUGGAAUGAUCCACGCCUGGCUUAUCGGGAGUAUCCAGAUGACUCACUGGACCUCGAUCCCUCCAUGUUAGACUCUAUCUGGAAGCCAGACUUGUUCUUUGCCAAUGAGAAAGGGGCUAACUUCCAUGAGGUGACCACUGACAACAAGCUACUGCGCAUCUUCAAGAAUGGGAAUGUGCUCUACAGCAUCAGGCUAACUCUCAUUCUGUCUUGCCCAAUGGACCUCAAGAACUUCCCCAUGGACAUCCAGACCUGCACAAUGCAGCUGGAGAGCUUUGGCUAUACCAUGAACGACCUUGUGUUUGAGUGGCUGGAAGAUGCUCCUGCUGUCCAAGUGGCUGAUGGGCUGACCCUGCCUCAGUUUAUCUUGCGGGAUGAGAAAGAUCUAGGCUACUGUACCAAGAACUACAACACAGGGAAAUUCACCUGCAUCGAGGUGAAGUUUCACUUGGAGCGGCAGAUGGGCUACUAUCUGAUUCAGAUGUACAUCCCCAGCCUUCUCACCGUCAUCCUGUCCUGGGUCUCCUUCUGGAUCAACAUGGAUGCUGCCCCAGCCCGUGUGGGUCUAGGCAUCACCACGGUGCUUACCAUGACAACCCAGAGCUCUGGUUCCCGGGCCUCUUUGCCCAAGGUGUCCUACGUGAAGGCCAUCGACAUCUGGAUGGCUGUGUGCCUGCUCUUUGUAUUUGCUGCCCUGUUGGAAUAUGCGGCUGUCAAUUUUGUCUCUCGACAACAUAAGGAAUUCAUGAGGCUUCGAAGAAGGCAACGGCGCCAACGCAUGGAGGAAGAUAUCAUCCAAGAAAGUCGCUUCUAUUUCCAUGGCUAUGGCCUUGGCCAUUGCCUGCAGGCAAGGGAUGGUGGGCCAAUGGAAGGUUCUGGCAUGUAUAGCCCUCAAGCUCCAGCUCCUCUUCUAAGGGAGGGAGAAUCCAUGCGGAAACUCUAUGUGGACCGAGCCAAAAGGAUUGACACCGUCUCCCGGGCUGUCUUCCCUUUUACUUUCCUCAUCUUCAACAUCUUCUACUGGGUUGUCUAUAAAGUGCUACGAUCAGAAGAUAUCCACCAGGCACUGUGAAUCGGGUGGUGGGACUACAAAGUCCAGCUGCUGGCUGCUGGCUUUCUGCUUCCUCCUAGGUGGGCUUUCCCUCUCUGUAAGACUCCCAUCAGGGGGUUUGGACCGCUCCUUUCUCACCUCCCACUAAGAAUUUCAACUACCGAUCCAAAAGCUCUGUGGGCUGACACUGCAUGGAGCCAAUGGUGGCUCUACCGAGGAAGAUGGCUUAUCUACCCUAGCCCAGAUUUUCUCCCAUCCUCUCCCACUGUCCAGAACACGAA
Molecule: messenger RNA, 1637 nt
Organism: Echinops telfairi (small Madagascar hedgehog)
Lineage: Eukaryota; Metazoa; Chordata; Mammalia; Afrosoricida; Tenrecidae
Product: glycine receptor subunit alpha-4
Exons: 9
Coding region: 1-1377 (458 amino acids)
Biological process (GO): nervous system process; chemical synaptic transmission; chloride transmembrane transport
Cellular component (GO): synapse; neuron projection; plasma membrane
Molecular function (GO): transmitter-gated monoatomic ion channel activity; transmembrane signaling receptor activity; chloride channel activity
Source: RefSeq, a predicted model, not a curated record